AUUCGCAGGACAUCGUGAUGGUAUUACCUACAUUGAUGGUCAUGGUGACGAUAGAUAUAUUUUAACGAAUUCGAAAGAUCAAACCAUAAAACUUUGGGAUUUGCGCAAAAUGUCAUCACGAAAAGCUGAAAAAGAAACAAUCAAAGCAGUCCGAAACCAACGAUGGGAUUACAGGUUUCAGUGUGUACCAAAAGAUUUAACUUUUGCAGAUCCACUGGAAGGUGAUGGAUCAAUCCUGACACUUCGAGGACAUUCGUUGCAACAUACUCUCAUACGAGCGAAAUUUUCACCGGAAAGAACUGGACGCCGUUAUGUUUAUACGGGCAGUAGCCGUGGAAAUGUAUAUAGUAAGUUGCUUUCAACUGUCUACGUAUCAAAGUCAAAAUCGAGUCCCCGUUUAUUCUGUGUAACAGGCGUAGGCACCAGGAAGUAGCC
Gongylonema pulchrum is the source of this 435-nucleotide messenger RNA. The record is from the annotation of a GenBank genome assembly. NCBI's taxonomy places the organism in Eukaryota, Metazoa, Nematoda, Chromadorea, Rhabditida, Gongylonematidae.